Cicer arietinum (chickpea) is the source of this 1789-nucleotide messenger RNA. RefSeq names its product metacaspase-3-like. Gene Ontology annotation, biological process: proteolysis. The record is from RefSeq and is a predicted model, not a curated record. Gene Ontology annotation, cellular component: cytoplasm. Lineage: Eukaryota; Viridiplantae; Streptophyta; Magnoliopsida; Fabales; Fabaceae. Gene Ontology annotation, molecular function: cysteine-type endopeptidase activity.
CCAAUCAAAUAAGUGAAAAAUGUUAGUGGGAGGUUUAAAAAAGAAGAAAUGAGGAAUAUUAUAUGACUAACUACAGAACAUUUUCCUGACCAGAUUCCUCAACUCUCAUAUCUCACCAUAUAAUUAAUUAGGAAAGAGUCGAAUCAAAAUUGGCACGCUGUUCAAUUUCAAGUUGCAUACAAAGAAUAUAAUCUUCUUAAAAUAAUAACAUGGGUCUUCCUUCCGUAUAAUACAAGAGAGAAUCGAGAACGGGUUGCAGCAUCUGGUUCUUGAUGAAGUGAUAAUAAUUCAAAGACAUAUAUAUAAAUCUUAUCUUAGAUGAUUCUCCUUCCCUCAUUGUCUUGAGUUUGUCAAACAUGAUUUAGGUGCAGCUAAGCUCAGAUUCACACUCACUAUAUCAAUACGCAUUUAUCUGCUUGAAAAUUGUCAUGAAAAACACCAACUUGAGUAUCACUUAUCAGCACAACCAAGAUAAUGCAAUUGCUAAGUACACUAACACAAAACAAGAGCUGCUUAGUCUGGAAUUGAAGUCUAUUAUACCUGCUAAGGAUGGUGAUGAUGGAAAACACAAGGACAAAACAUUGAUAAACAACCUACCUCAGAACAUUUCAGGAAAUGGGAAUGGAUCAGUUUUCCUUAGUAUCUACAACUACAAUUUCAGCAUGCAUUAUCCUCCUACAUAUGGAACACAUGUCCCUUCCUAUUAUCCUCAGCUUCAGCCACCACCUCCAUUGAGGCUUCCUUCUGCAUUUAGUAACAAGAGGGCUGUGUUAUUUGGAAUCAGUUAUGCUAACACAGGGGCACCGAGGAAGCUUAGAGGCUCUGCGAAUAAUGCUCGGUGCAUGAAACACUUUCUGGUUGACAUGUUGGGUUUUCCUAGCAAUUCCAUUUGCAUGCUCACAGAUGACUCCGAGGAGAAAAACAUGAUUCCAACAAAAAGUAACAUGCGAAUGGCCAUGAGGUGGUUGGUUGAGGGCUGCAAACCAGGGGACUCGAUGGUGUUUUACUUCUGUGGACAUGGAUCAAGGGUUAAAGACCAUGGCAUGGAUGAGGUUGAUGGGUACGAUGAAGCGAUAUGCCCUGUUGAUUAUGAGCAUGAGGGGAUGAUACUCGACGAUGAAAUCAAUGCUACAAUUGUUAGGCCUCUACCACAUGGUGCUAAACUUCACGCCCUUGUUGAUGCAUCCUUUAGUGGAACAAUUUUUGACUUACCAUUUGUGUGCAAGAUGAACCGGAUGGGUUCUUUUGGAUGGAAAGAUCAUCGACACCGGAGAGCUGGCUACAAAGGCACAAAAGGAGGGCUAGUUGUUUGCAUUUCAGCCUGUGAUGACGAUGGAAAUGUUGCAAGGAAAUCGGCUUUGACUUACAGUUUCCUCCAAGUGAUGCAAGAUGUACCUAAAUUGACAUAUGGCCACUUGCUCAACACCGUGAUCUUUACAAACCAAUGGGCUAAAGCAGGAAAAAUUGAACUAAAAGGCCAAGAUCUUGCCAGAAACACUUGGCAACAGUAUGCUCAUGAGCCACAAUUGUCAUCUUCUGAGAAGUUUGAUAUUUCUUCCAAGUUGUUUCUAAUGUGACACAUAAAUAAAGGGUACCCUGAAAAAGACUAAUGUGUAGUUGGGAAUAAGGGGAGUACUUGUCUGUACUGAAUCAUUUGUUCCUAAACAUUGAUGCAAAUUAAGUCAUUCCCGACAAUAAACUACUCUCUCUUAUUUAUGUGUUUAUGAUUUAUUGAGGAGGUGAAUGAGUUAUGUAAAUUACACUGUUGAACUUUGGUUCUGUUCUUGUU